AUGCCCAAGGCCAACAAGCAUGCGGAGGUCAAGCCAUCCAAGUACCGAACAGCCCUCUGCGAGUUUUACCUCCGUCAGGAGGAAUGUCCCUUUGGCACUCGAUGCGCCUUUGCCCACGGUGAACAUGAACUUCAAACAGAAGAGCGCAACGUAGAACUACUUAAGGCCACCGGUCUGCAGCGACUAGACGCGGCCAUUUCCCCCACCCCGACAAGGUGCAGCGCGAUGAAAGCAGAGAGUUCUCUGAACGCCGUCUUCCCCGUCACUUCUCUCUCCCGACGGCAUCCAGUUAUUGUCUCACUUCCGUGUUGGACUGAGUCAAGAGUUGUUGGGUUUGAGCGGAGUGAGCCAACAACACCGGGAAAGAGACUAGAUGAGCGUGAGGCCGCGCCAUCCUUUUCUUUCCCGGCAAGGGAGGUGCAUCGUGCACGCUGCAGCAGCAGAUUUUCCGCUACUUGCUCCACUGAGGCCCCCGUUAUGUACCGACACAAUCCAUACGCUCUCUCUACAUAUUACGAAUAA
Messenger RNA from Trypanosoma cruzi, 522 nucleotides. RefSeq lists its product as uncharacterized. Gene Ontology annotation, molecular function: metal ion binding. The coding region runs from base 1 to 522 and encodes 173 amino acids. Lineage: Eukaryota; Euglenozoa; Kinetoplastea; Trypanosomatida; Trypanosomatidae. The record is from RefSeq and is a predicted model, not a curated record. The transcript has a single exon.